Molecule: messenger RNA, 1090 nt
Organism: Botrytis cinerea B05.10
Lineage: Eukaryota; Fungi; Ascomycota; Leotiomycetes; Helotiales; Sclerotiniaceae
Exons: 2
Coding region: 223-1017 (264 amino acids)
Source: RefSeq, a predicted model, not a curated record
GGACACAUGAUGUCCCUCGCACUUCGCAAUUGCCUCUUGUUCUAACAAAGCCUCGUUGGGUUCGAUUAACUUUCCCGUCGGGCACUUGUGCUUCUUAUACUUAAGAAGCCUAGUACUUCAGUUUGAGAAUGAAAUUGGAGAACCGGCUUUUCAAAUCACUCUACAGAAUGUUCAACAUCAAGGAUUCGAAAGAUUCACAGCCAAGCAUCAUCGCUAGAGAGAAUGGAGGCACUUGCUGCUCUUAGCCUUGCGGGUAACGUUAUGCAAUUCGCAGAUUUUUCUAGCAAGAUAAUAUCUGAAGCUCGUGCAAUCGACAAGAACGGAGAAUCAUCGUCCAUCGCUGAUCUCCAGCGCUUCGCAUUAAGUUACACGAAGCACGCAAGGAUCAUCAAAUCCCGUCUUCAAGUUAGCAGCUACACAAGACCUCUCAGUGAGGAGGAUCAGCACCUUGUUGACCUGGCAGUGGACUGUGAACGAGCUAAAAAUGAGUUCGCAGUUUAUUUGUCCACAUUCUCGAGUUCACGAACGACAAGAAACUUCCUACACAAUCUGAAGGAUGGUAUCAGAACUCGAUGGCGACAAGAAGACAUCAUUGCUUUCGUCGAGAAGCUCGAGAGUUUUCAGAGCUCCUUGACACUUGCAACAAUACUCGCCUUUCGAUCCAGUAUUGACGACAACAACAAAGAUAUCGUAUUCCAUUUAAAGGCGCUGCAGAAAUCAAACAACCAAAACAGCGCCGAAAGCAUCAAACACAACGAGCAGAUAAAUGAUACACUGAUGAUCAUGCAGUCACAUUCAGCCUCAAAUCUGGUGAUACAGCAAAAUUUACACGAUUGCCUGGGUAAAACCAGCUCGCUGCAUCGAUCCACACCACAAAAUCAGACCAUACUGAAAAGGUUGAACUUUCGUCAAAUGGCUUGGAGAUACGAAGAGAUAUACGCCGCUUAUCAAGAGACAUUUCAAUGGAUCUUCAGGCCGCCGGGUCCGACCGAUUCAUGGAAUGACUUUGGUAACUGAUUAAUCGGAGAGGGCAUCGAUGCACCUUAUUUCAUCAAUCGAAAGGCUGGAAGCGGAAAAUCAAUCCUUUCCA